AUGAGCUCUAAGGAUAUUGAUUAUCUAAAGUCAAAUAAUGUGGACAUUUAUCAGCUUUUAGAGGUCCCUAAUGAUGCCCAAGAUGUCACCAUAAGGAAGGCUUACCGUAAACAAGCAUUGAUAUACCAUCCAGAUAAGAAUCCAUCACCAAGUGCUGCUGAGAAAUUCCAUUCAAUAUCACUAUCUCUGAAAGUGCUCACAGAUAAACAUCUACGAAGUGAAUAUGACAAUUGGUUGAGUUCAAAGAAAUUGGAAAGUCUGCGAACUGAGAAACUAGAUGCUAGCAGAAGAAAAAUGAAGGAUGAUUUAGAAAGGGCAGAAAAUGAUGCGAGUUCACAAGGUUUUACAUGGAAUAAACGUGCUGCUACUGAGAGUGCAAAUAGAUUUGGUGCUGAGCUAGAAAGACUAAGGCAAGAAGGUGCGCAAAAGAGACGAGAAUUUGAGAAACAAUACUUGUCCAAAUUUGAUAGUGAUGAAGUUUCUAAGAGAACAAAAUCGUCAGUAGCAAAUGAUUCAACACAGCUAGAUUUCACUGUUAAAGUGAGGUGGAAAAUUAAAGAAGGGAUCUCGGAUUUGUUUAACGCUGAUAUAUUGAGUGGGAUUAUGUCGGUAUUUGGAGAAAUUGAAUCCGCAAACAUUUUACCAAGAGGGUCAGAAUCAAGAUAUGAUACUGGUUUAGUCAAAUUUAAAUCCAAAAGUUGUGCUAUAGAAGCUGUCAAUCAUGAUUUUUCACGUAAAAGUUCAAAAUGGGAAGGUACAUCAUAUCGGAAACUUUCCGGGCUCUUAAGAGAAGCCAAGUGGAACAAGAAACAACCAAAAAACAUCCCAAAUGAUGGUAUUUUGAACAAAGAUGAAAUGAGUUUUGAAGAGUAUAUGAAUCUCACGUUGUUGAAACUAAAAGAGGCCAAAGACCCGAAACAUCUUCGGAGAAAGUUUGAAGUAUAAAAUUGAACAUUAAUGAACCAAACAACCACUAAAAGAC
Hansenula anomala is the source of this 982-nucleotide messenger RNA. Its product is annotated as J domain-containing protein. The coding region runs from base 1 to 945 and encodes 314 amino acids. Gene Ontology annotation, cellular component: spliceosomal complex. The transcript has a single exon. Lineage: Eukaryota; Fungi; Ascomycota; Saccharomycetes; Phaffomycetales; Wickerhamomycetaceae. The record is from RefSeq and is a predicted model, not a curated record. Gene Ontology annotation, biological process: spliceosomal complex disassembly.